Messenger RNA from Trichechus manatus latirostris (Florida manatee), 2610 nucleotides. It is a transcript of the gene ETV5, whose product is annotated as ETS variant transcription factor 5. The transcript has 13 exons. The record is from RefSeq and is a predicted model, not a curated record. Gene Ontology annotation, biological process: regulation of transcription by RNA polymerase II; cell differentiation. NCBI's taxonomy places the organism in Eukaryota, Metazoa, Chordata, Mammalia, Sirenia, Trichechidae. Gene Ontology annotation, molecular function: DNA-binding transcription factor activity, RNA polymerase II-specific; sequence-specific DNA binding. Gene Ontology annotation, cellular component: nucleus. The coding region runs from base 247 to 1776 and encodes 509 amino acids.
AGCCUGGUUGGCAGCUGCGGCGCAGAGUCCCGGCGCCGGUGCGCGGAGCGGUUCAGCGUCUUCGGAGCGCGGUUCAGCCCAGCCUUUCGCCUCGGCGCCCAGGCCCGGUGCGCGCGUGCGUGAGCGCGCCUGCGCCGCCGGGACCGCUGCAAGCUGAGAGCCACCGCCUCAGGAGGACCCCUUUGCCCCCAGAAACUACUCAAUGCUGAAACCUUUCAAAGUGAUAUUAGAGAACUUGGCGGCGCCAUGGAUGGGUUUUAUGAUCAGCAAGUCCCUUUUAUGGUCCCAGGGAAAUCUCGAUCAGAGGAAUGUAGAGGCCGGCCUGUGAUUGACAGAAAGAGGAAGUUUUUGGACACAGAUCUGGCUCAUGAUUCUGAAGAGUUGUUUCAAGAUCUCAGUCAACUUCAAGAGGCCUGGUUAGCUGAAGCACAAGUACCUGAUGAUGAACAAUUUGUCCCAGAUUUUCAGUCUGAUAACUUGGUGCUUCAUGCCCCGCCUCCAACCAAGAUCAAACGGGAGCUGCACAGCCCCUCAGCCGAGCUGUCGUCCUGUAGCCACGAGCAGGCUCUCGGUGCUAACUAUGGAGAAAAGUGCCUCUACAACUAUUGUGCCUACGAUAGGAAGCCUCCCUCUGGGUUCAAGCCAUUAACCCCCCCUACCACGCCCCUGUCACCCCCUCACCAGAAUUCCCUCCUUCCGCCUCCUCAGGCAGCUCUGCCCACCUCUGCACAGGCCCCGGCAGCUGUCCCGGUACAAGGCGUGGGCCCUGCCCCCGCCCCUCACUCACUGCAAGAACCUGGACCACAGCAACAAACCUUCGCGGUCCCCCGACCACCACAUCAGCCCCUGCAGAUGCCAAAGAUGAUGGCUGAAAACCAGUAUCCAUCAGAACAGAGAUUUCAGAGACAACUGUCUGAACCCUGCCACCCCUUCCCCCCUCAGUCAGGACUUCCUGGAGACAGUCGUCCCAGUUACCAUCGGCAAAUGUCAGAACCCAUUGUCCCUGCAGCUCCCCCGCCCCCUCAGGGAUUCAAACAGGAAUACCACGACCCGCUCUAUGAACACGGGGUCCCAGGCAUGCCGGGCCCCCCAGCACACGGGUUCCAGUCACCAGUGGGAAUCAAGCAGGAGCCCCGGGAUUACUGCGUUGAUUCAGAAGUGCCUAACUGCCAGUCCUACUUGAGAGGGGGCUAUUUCUCCAGCAGCCAUGAGGGUUUUUCAUAUGAAAAAGAUCCCCGGUUGUACUUCGACGACACUUGUGUGGUGCCUGAGAGACUGGAAGGCAAAGUCAAACAGGAGCCCACGAUGUAUCGAGAGGGGCCCCCUUACCAGAGGCGAGGUUCCCUACAGCUGUGGCAGUUCCUGGUCACCCUUCUCGAUGACCCAGCCAAUGCCCACUUCAUUGCCUGGACAGGCCGAGGCAUGGAGUUCAAGCUGAUAGAACCUGAGGAGGUUGCUCGGCGUUGGGGCAUCCAGAAGAACCGGCCAGCCAUGAACUACGACAAGCUCAGCCGUUCUCUACGUUACUAUUAUGAGAAGGGCAUCAUGCAGAAGGUGGCAGGCGAACGGUAUGUCUACAAAUUUGUCUGUGACCCGGAUGCCCUUUUCUCCAUGGCCUUCCCUGACAAUCAGCGUCCGUUUCUGAAGGCAGAGUCCGAGUGCCACCUCAACGAGGAGGAUACCCUGCCACUGACCCACUUUGAAGACAACCCCGCUUACCUCCUGGACAUGGAUCGCUGCGGCAGCCUCCCCUACGCUGAAGGCUUUGCUUACUAAGCUUCUGAGUGGCUGAGCAGCCAAACCCUAGAGCUAGCAGUUCCCGUUCAGGCAAACGAGGGCAGUGAUUUUGUUUGUGUUUUUGGCAGUUCCCAAAGCUUGCCCUUUGAGGAUUAUCUGGAGAGCCUGAGCCAUUUCUGGACGGGCACCCUUAAAGACAGACACCUUGGCUAGGGAGUGGGAACAGGGAGGGCAGAAAACCACCAAGGGGAAGAGGCGGCUGCCUCCGCUCUGAUGCCGACGAGGUUUCUGGGUAGAGAUUGAAAUAGAGCCUCCUUACCAUGGACAAUAUAUGCAAAGCAAUACCUUCUUCAGGUUAGUACCCACAAACCGGGAGGGAGUGUGACCAUCUUCGCUGAUCACGGACUACUAAAUGCCUUUACACGGAGGGGCUCUGAUUUGCACCAUGCAUGGAAACAUCACAAACCCACAGAAGAGUAGCUAGGCUAAGCUGGGGAGGCUCAAGCCGUGAAGGGUUAAAAAUACAUCUUGGAAUUCGGAGCUCAACCUGAAACGUGUCUCCUUGGUCUAGAAGGAAGAUAGGAAAGUCAGAACAGCUGUUACCCACCCCGUGAUUCUCAAAUAAUAAACCAUCACUGUUCUCGGGAACCUUCUGGCCACGUGGUCACCGAGUCGAGCCAGCCCCCUUUCUCUUCCCAGUCACGUGGCUGUGUAUGGAUGGCUUUAAUCUUAGGAGAAGGGCGGUUAACACUUCGGACAGUAUUUUGUUUUGCUUUGAUUUGGGGGAUGUUUUCUUUUGGUGGUUGUUUUGGGGAAAAAAACAAACAGUUUAUAAACUGAUUUUUGUAGUUUUGGUAUUUAAAGCAAAAAAAA